AUGCUGGAGCAUUAUAUAAAGUGUAUAAUGUAGUUAACAAGAUUUACAUAUUAUGAGUUUGCUUCAAAAUGCAUCAGAAAAGAUUAUAUAUUUAAAAGAAAGAAUUAAGAAAGAUAUGUAAAAUGUUGAAAUAUGAUAGAAUCAGCUUAUCUUAGAAUAAGAAGUAAUGAGAUUAGUGGAUCAUAUUUCAAAAGGGAAAAGUUGUUGACCUUUAUCAAGGUGAGAAUACUUACUACAUAAUUAUGGAAUUACUAAAAGGCGAAACGUUGUAUCAAUUUACUAAAAAAGCAUAAUUGAACAUUUUUUAAAUAAAGUCAAUCAUGAGUGUAUUGUUAUGAUUAAAAUCAUUAAAAUUGCUUAAAAGGAUUCUUCUAUUUGAAUUUCCACGCUGUAAUUCAUAGAGAUUUGAAAUUAGAAGACUUAGUACUUUUAGAACCAAAUAUAGUUGAAACAGUUAAAAUUAUAGAUUUUGGAUUAGCAAUUCCAUUGUCAAUGCCUCAACGUUAGAUAUAUGGAACCCCUGGUUAUAUUGCACCAGAAAUGCUCAUUGAUAAAUAUCAAUACUGGCAAAGUUGAUAUUUUAGUUUAGGUGUUAGGUGAUAUCUUUAGAAGCUGCUAAGUAGAAAAUCUUUAUUUAGUGGAAAUAGUAGCAGUGAUGAAAAUACUUAAAAACAACAAGAGAUAAAGGUGUAAUAAUCCAUCUCAAGAACUGUUCUAACGAUAUUUCAGAUUUGUUGAAAUAAAUGUUGUAAAAAGAUCCUAAAAAAAGAAUUCUCCAGAGUAAACCCUUUUAUAUUCCUUCUUUGACGACACUAUAUAAGGUAUUAUAACAUUUAAUUCACUAGGAGAAUUAGGAGUGGCAGAUUAAAGUCUCCAUGAAAUUGUCAGAGCAUUCCCACUUAUAUAACCUAUGUAGAUAACCAACUCUAAGGAGAACAUCUCAGAUACCAAGAUUUUCAAGUAAUCAAGUGAAGUCAACCCAGUUUUGAGUAAAGUUUAGGUUCCAAUUACUUUUCUUCGUUUGAUGAUAUUAAUAAAAAUCCAAGGAAUGGGGAGUGAUCACAUUAUUGAAUGA
Molecule: messenger RNA, 1075 nt
Organism: Paramecium octaurelia
Lineage: Eukaryota; Ciliophora; Oligohymenophorea; Peniculida; Parameciidae
Source: the annotation of a GenBank genome assembly